GAAUUCCUAUCGGCCUUCGCCUGGAGAUGUUACGAGAUGUGCCGAGUCUUCGGCGUCACGAAGGGGGCGUUCCCGCAAGGCGAGGGGCGAGGCUCGCUUCGUUGAUGGGAGGAGCCGGAAGUGAUGACGUCCGGAGCCUCGCUGCCCGGCUGUACCACGUGACCGAUUCGGGACGCGCUUCACAUGUCCCCGCCGAGGUUUGACAGCAAUAUAAACCCCUCAAGCAGCUGCCGUUCAAAAUGGGUGCCCUUCCUUCCUUCCUUCCUUCCUUUCUCUUUUAAUAGAGUCAGAUUUGAUAGUUUGUACAAGCGCCUAGCCUGUGGAGCGCUUUGAUAAUUCAUAGCGUUCGGAGGCAGCUUGGACAGUCGACAUCGUGGGAAAUCGGGGAAAUCGGCUCGCGGUAGACUUGCUCGAUUUGCAACCUGCAUGCGGAUGGGGAGCACGUGACUUCCGAACUCAGGCAGGACCGCGCCAGAGAAAUAACUGUCACGUGAGGGCUUCUGUGUGAGCGCAGUUGAGCUCAGGCAAGGUGGGAGCCUCCGGGAUUUGCUUCUGCCAAAAUGAUGCCGAUGAUAUUGACGGUGUACCUCAGCGACGGGGAGCAGGCCAUGACGGAGGUGCCCAUCACCCCCGAGACCACGUGCCGCGAUGUGGUGGAGUUCUGCAAAGAGCCCGGCGAGAGCGGCUGCCACCUGGCUGAGGUCUGGAGAAGCAACGAGCGAGCCAUCCCGUUCGAGCACAUGAUGUACGAACAUCUCCAGAAAUGGGGCCCCCGCAAGCAGGAGGUCAAGUUCUUCCUGCGGCACGAAGAUUCCCCGACUGAGAGCAGCGAUCAGGGGAGUCAGCAGUCUCAGGAUCAGACGAGUCGGAGGAGCGGCAACGCUGGAGAGAAGCACAAUGAGAACGGGGUGGGGAAUCCGCGUGUGGAGCUGACGCUUUCCGAGCUCCAAGAGAUGGCGGCGAGGCAGCAGCAGCAGAUCGAGGCUCAGCAGCAGAUGCUCGUCGCCAAGGAGCAGCGUCUGCGCUACCUCAAGCAGCAGGAGCGGCGUCAGCAGCAGACGGCCACCGAGAGCGAGAAGCUGCAGCGGCUGAAGGAGCGCGUCGAGAGCCAGGAGGCCAAGCUCAAGAAGAUCCGGGCCAUGCGGGGCCAGGUGGACUACAGCAAGGUCAUCAACGGCAACCUGUCGGCAGAGAUCGAGCAGGUGAGCGGCCUGUUCCAGGAGAAGCAGGCCGAGCUGCAGGCGGCCGUGCUGCGGGUGGAGCAGCUCAGCCUGCAGCUGGAGGACCUGCGCCGGGGCAAGCUCAACGGCAUCCAGACCGCCCUGGGCGGCCAAGUGGCCGGCACUGCCGCUCUGGAGCUCCGGAAGCUCUACCAGGAGCUGCAGAUCCGCAACAAGCUGAACCAGGAGCAGAACAGCAAGCUGCAGCAGCAGAAGGAGCUCCUGAACAAGCGCAACAUGGAGGUGACGCUGAUGGACAAGCGCAUCAGCGAGCUGCGGGAGCGCCUCUACAAGAAAAAAGCUGAGGCACGUCAAAAAGAGAACCUCCCUCUCAACAGGGGCAACGGGCCGCCUUCCCCGCAGCCGGCCGCCGGCACGCUGGGCCGCGUGGCCGCCGUGGGUCCCUACAUCCAAGUUCCCGCGCCGACCCGACAGGACCCGAGUUACGCCUUGCCGCCCGAACCGCUCAAGCCGCAAACGCUGGGUGUCAACAACCAAGCCAACCAAGGCCGCGCCAAGUCAGACGGCGGCGUGCCAAAGUCCCCCGGCGGCCCCUGGAAGGUGUCUGAUUUAGACAUCGUCGUGGACCCGCUGCCCCCGCCCCUCCCGGAGUCUCGCCCGGGCCCGGGAGCCUCCGCCGGCUCCGACGGCACAUCCCCCAGCGACGCCGGUUGGCCCCCUGUGGGUAAGACGGGCGCGUCCCUCAAGCCUCCUGAGAGAAGAGACUCGGAUUCGCAGGCUAAGACCCCCCCUUCCGGCCCCCCUGCUGCUUCAAGUACAGAAAAGGUGCCUGACUCCAAAAUGGCCGUGUCGUCCCCUUCCAUUUCCAAACCGCAACCGCCGCCGUACGGCUCGCACCUCUCUUCGGCCAACUCGGCCAGCUCCUUGGAGCGCCGCAAGGACGCGCCGCCCCCGCCUCGGCAGCUACCGAACCCCCCUGCGCCCGCUUGGCCCCGCGCGCCACCCGCCACCGGCUCUUCCUCGCAGCAGAUCCAGCAGCGGAUCUCGGUGCCGCCGAGUCCCACCUUCCAGCACCACGCGCCGCUCUUCCCGCCCGGUGCGUGCGAGCGGGCGGACCCCCCGCCGGCCGCGGCGGUGCGCCCCUUCAUCCCGGACAGGGGGUCGCGGCCCCAGUCGCCCCGGAAGGGCCCGGCCACCAUGAACUCCAGCUCCAUCUAUCAUAUGUACCUCCAGCAGGCGGCGCCAAAGAGUCAGCCACUCAAACCUGCUCUCAAAGCAGUCUAUGGGAAGCCUGUCCUCCCUCCCAACUCAACACCCCCCUCGCCUCUGCCUUUCGUCCCGGCCGGAGGGGCCUUCCCGUUGCUCCAGGGUCCUGCCGGCAGCGGCGAGGAUACGCCGGACGGCGACGCGGAGGAUCACGAGGGGCUACGCCACGCGGAGCCGUCUGCUCCUCCCCCCAGCGUGGAGAACAUCCCCCGACCGCUCAGCCCCACCAAGCUCACACCCAUGGUACACUCCCCAAUGCGCUACCAAAGCGACGCCGACCUCGAGGUGCUCCGCAAAAAGCUGGCCAACGCUCCGAGGCCCCUGAAGAAGCGCAGCUCCAUCACGGAACCAGAGGGCCCCAGCGGACCUAACAUCCAGAAACUUCUCUACCAGAGAUUCAACACUCUGGCAGGGGGCAUCGAAGGAAGCGUCGGAUCGGGGGGCGGCAACGGGGCAGGCGACGGAACGCCCUUUUAUCAGCCGGCAAAUCCUCCAGCCUUUCUGGGCUGCGACCGGGCCGCAGACACGGACAACGGCAACCUUCCUUCUGACGCCCCACCGCCGCCGCCGCCGCCCGAGGCGGAGGAGCUGGGCUCGGAGGCUUCAUCUAUCGACCCCAACGACAACCAGCCGCUGCCUCCGCCCCCUGAAGGACUUUUGGACCCUGCUGAAGAAGAAGGACCAGAAGAAGAGGACGACGACGACGACGCCAACAACAAUUUGGAAAGUGCCGAGGCUUUGCUGCCCAGCCCUGUGCUAGAGGUUACGUCUCCGGAGGAGAGCGGUAUCGUGCUGACCCAACCAUCGCGCACAAACCUGAAGAAACCAGAGUCUGAGCGCACCGGCCACGGCUUCCGGGUGAAGUUCAACCCUCUGGCUCUCCUGCUGGACGCCUCAUUGGAGGGGGAGUUUGACCUGGUCCAGAGGAUCAUCUAUGAGGUGGAGAAUCCCAGCACGGCCAACGACGAGGGCAUCACCCCGCUGCAUAACGCCGUAUGCGCCGGACACCACCACAUUGUCAAGUUCCUGCUGGAUUUCGGCGUCAACGUCAAUGCGGCCGACAGCGACGGAUGGACUCCGCUCCACUGCGCCGCCUCAUGCAACAGCGUCCACCUGUGCAAGUUGUUGGUGGAGUCGGGGGCCGCCAUCUUCGCCAGCACCAUCAGCGACGUGGAGACGGCUGCAGAUAAGUGCGAGGAGAUGGAGGAGGGCUACAUCCAGUGCUCCCAGUUCCUAUACGGCGUUCAGGAAAAGAUGGGCAUCAUGAACAAGGGCACGGUCUACGCCCUGUGGAACUACGAGGCUCAGAACCAGGACGAGCUGUCCUUCGGGGAGGGGGACGCCGUCACCGUCCUGCGGCGGCAGGAUGACAGCGAGACGGAGUGGUGGUGGGCGCAGCUGGAGGACACCGAGGGCUACGUGCCUCGCAACCUGCUUGGGCUGUACCCUCGGAUCAAACCUCGCCAGCGCACCUUGGCGUGACGUCCCAAUCUUGAAACAAAGAGCAGAGAACAAAUGCUGAGCCUCGUUGAUCUCCUAGUGGCCAUUUUCUUCCCUGGCGUUGUUGCCAUUUAUUUCAAUGCACGCACACAGACACGGUGAUAGACAAGCACUCCAAAUGCAGCAAAUCCCGGCGGUCACUUGGAAGCCGUCACUCUACGUUACCCCGUCGGCUACGCAGUGCAGCUCUUGAAGGUAACCCUUGUCGCAGUAUUUCUUCUUUCUUCCUCAGCCAUCUUUUCUCUCCUUGUGUGGUGACUACGAGUCUACGGAGCAGCAUGGCCAUGUUGCUGAUAUGACAUUUAAUUGCAUCUUAAAAUUAUUUUUUUUCUUUUAUAAAUCCCACUUGAGAAGAACGAACCCAAAUGUAUGCUUUGUUUGUGUUUCCAACCACCCAAAAUUGCAAUGGAUAGUUUCUGUGUUUUAAAACUGUGUGGGUGUGCUGUAAAAAAAACAAGACUAAUUAUGUUACCCAACACUUUGGAAUAAAGGAGCAAAUGUUACACUUUGUACAAAAUGUUAAGGAUAUUGGGCAUUUGGGGUGAAAUUUCAGGAUAUUCUUUGUGGUUAAGUCAUCUUCCCAAACGCUUUCUCAAAGGUCUGACAGCCAUGAAUGUUGCAGUCAUUAAAACCAUAAGAUGACUAGGCAGUUUAAUAGGCGCUAAUUAAUCUGCAUGCACUUAACUUUGUGGCUGACCAGUUUCUUCUCCUCUGAAGCGCUUUGUUUAAAAACACAAAAUCCAGACGUACAAUCUUGAGGCGACGUAAUGCCGCAGAGUGAGCGAAGAGGCAAGUGGAGCGCAACUAGAUUUGUUCUCAAGCUGUUUUCAGCACUUUAAAUUGGUUAAUAAUCUGUCAAAGUAACAGCCAAGGUGGGGGGAGAUGACCAUAUUUGGACAAAUGAGGUUCCUGCCCUAAAACUGAGACAAUUGCUCCUGCAUUUGACUAUUACAUCCUGUAUAUUGUUAGCAACAAAUUGAAUACAAAGAAAAUUUUUGCAAGCAAAUAUUGCAGUAUCCAACUAGUAUAUUUUGAAAUUUUUAAGAGAUUUGGUAACAGAAAAAUGUUUGUAAUAUCUGUUAAAAGUGAAGGCAAAUCCAAUUUUGGUAAAGAGUUCCUGCCAAAAUGGAAAGAAACUUAAAAGUAGACGCAAUUUGUUUCCUUUAGUAGGCGCUGUAAAAUGAUGAACGCUGCUACACAGAAAGUUCACAGAAAGGCAUAGAAGCGGAGGUCAACUUGUGCAAAAUGUACUGUUGGAAAGUUUAGAGAAGGUCAAAUUCAUUUCACCUUUUAAGCGAUUCCUAAAAUUUGAUCCCAAAGCCCAAUCGAUAUCCCGAACCUUUUGUGACUUGAUCGGACCGACUGUCCCAUGUCACACUUCGUAAUCCCGCUCGAAAUGAGGGCUGGGCAACCUUUUGGCGCACGGGCCAUAUGGCGGGCGCCCUUUCGAGCGUUUAGUCCUCAUGGAACACGGUUGAGUUGAUUUGGAAAUCAAAUUUGGCAUGACUGAUCUUCAUUGCAGCAUUUUCUAUUCAUUUAAAGGAAUCCAGACACCUCGUUUCGAGACGCUUUUGUCGACCUCACUUGCGAGUCGUGUUCUCACAGUGGCCGUGACGAGCUUUUCAAUCUCAGGACCAACACGGUGCUGCCGAUGACUCCGUCGUGUUCCGAUUUUUAUGCGCAGCAAAAGUCAAAAGAGCGACAAAGCAAAACAUGUCCAGAAAUAGUAAGAAGCCGAUAUCGUGGCUUUUUAAUGAGAGACUCUCCUCCGUUCACGUAUGACCUUCCCGUGCGUGUACGUUUUCGUACAUGUGUUUUAUCUGAAACUCCGCAGUGUGUUUUCAUCCUCCAGCGUGCGAGUGGCCCAGGGCUUCGUCGUCUUGGAUUCAAAAGCUGUACAUAGCGCGAUUGUUUGUUUGCUGUACGGACGACGGGGGCUUUCUCGCAUUAAUGCUGUACUCCACACAAAUACAAAAUCUGUACAUGUGAACAAUAAAAGUGAAGCUCUGGCAUGA
This is a messenger RNA of Phyllopteryx taeniolatus (common seadragon), 5962 nucleotides long. RefSeq names its product protein phosphatase 1, regulatory subunit 13Bb (gene ppp1r13bb). The record is from RefSeq and is a predicted model, not a curated record. The transcript has 19 exons. Gene Ontology annotation, biological process: regulation of apoptotic process. Gene Ontology annotation, cellular component: nucleus. Bases 561 to 3929 code for a protein of 1122 amino acids. Gene Ontology annotation, molecular function: p53 binding. Lineage: Eukaryota; Metazoa; Chordata; Actinopteri; Syngnathiformes; Syngnathidae.